CCGAGCCGGAGCCUGUUUGGUGCCAGCCGGGAGCUGGCGGAGGGAAGGGGGCCGGGCUGCAGCGCUGCUGGGGCUGGGGAUGCUGGUGGCACCCGGGGGACCCCCGCCGACCGUAGCGAGGAGCUGAGCGAGGGCACCGCGGCACCGAGGGAGCAGCCUGGAGCCCGAGGAGUGCAGCAUGGAGCCGCCGGCCGUGCCGGAGGAGGAGGUGCCCGUCCCCGUGGCACCUGGCCCGGUGGGUUGCCAGCUCUUUGGAUAUGUGGGAAUUGAAGCCGUGCUCGACCAGAUGAAAAUCAAAACCAUGAAGACGGGCUUCGAGUUCAAUAUCAUGGUUGUGGGGCAGAGCGGGCUGGGGAAGUCCACGAUGGUGAACACCCUCUUCAAGUCCAAGGUGAGCCGCAAAUCCUCGCAGCCUGGCCAGGAGGAACGUAUUCCCAAGACAGUGCAGCUUCAGUCUAUCACCCACGUCAUCGAGGAGAAGGGGGUGAAGAUGAAGCUGACAGUGACGGACACGCCGGGGUUUGGGGACCAGAUCAACAAUGAAAACUGCUGGGACCCCAUCAUCAAAUACAUCAAUGAGCAGUAUGAGAGGUACCUGCGGGAGGAGAUCCUCAUCACCCGUAAGAGGAAGAUCCCAGACACUCGGGUCCAUGGAUGUGUCUACUUUGUCCCCCCCACGGGUCACUGGCUGCGCCCACUGGAUCUGGAGUUCAUGCGGCGGCUCAGCAAGAUUGUCAACGUGGUGCCAGUGAUCGCCAAAGCCGACACACUCACCCUGGAGGAGCGGGCAGAGUUCAAGCAGCGGAUCCAGGAGGACCUGAAGACCCACGCCAUCAGCGUGUACCCGCAGGAGGACUUUGACCAGGACCCUGAAGACAGGGCACUGAAUGACAGGAUUCGGGAGAAGAUCCCCUUUGCCGUGGUGGGGGCGGACCAGGAGCACCAGGUGAAUGGCAAGCGGGUGCUGGGCCGCAAGACCAAGUGGGGCAUCAUCGAAGUGGAGAACCCAGCACACUGCGAGUUCCCCCUCCUGCGGGACCUGCUGAUCCGGUCACACCUGCAGGACCUGAAGGACAUCACCCACAAUGUCCACUAUGAGAGCUACCGCGUGCGGCGGCUGAACGAGAGCAACCGGCCGGUGCUGAGCCCCCUCAACGGGCUGCCUGGCAAAGGUGAGGGUGGCAGCCACCUCUGAGCCACCUCAUGCCCCCCAGAGCCACCACUGGACCCCAUGGCAGUGCCUGCUCCUGCCCACCAUGGCUGUGCCCAGACCCUGCCUGGGGUGAGGAGCCCAUGUUAAUUUGGGGUGAGGCAUCCCCUGACAGUGCCCAGCUGCCCCUCAUCCCCAGGCUCUGCCAUGGGCACAGACCCCAGGGAUCCUGUGUGACAUCAAAGGUCAGGCUGCAGCCUUCAGCCUUUGCCAUCACCCUC
Messenger RNA from Empidonax traillii (willow flycatcher), 1431 nucleotides. RefSeq names its product septin-12-like. Gene Ontology annotation, cellular component: septin ring; septin complex; microtubule cytoskeleton. Gene Ontology annotation, biological process: cytoskeleton-dependent cytokinesis. The transcript is spliced from 10 exons. The record is from RefSeq and is a predicted model, not a curated record. Lineage: Eukaryota; Metazoa; Chordata; Aves; Passeriformes; Tyrannidae. Gene Ontology annotation, molecular function: GTP binding; GTPase activity; molecular adaptor activity. The coding region runs from base 179 to 1195 and encodes 338 amino acids.